Aricia agestis (brown argus) is the source of this 4733-nucleotide messenger RNA. RefSeq names its product protein phosphatase 1 regulatory subunit 12B (gene Mbs). Gene Ontology annotation, molecular function: phosphatase regulator activity; protein kinase binding; enzyme inhibitor activity. Lineage: Eukaryota; Metazoa; Arthropoda; Insecta; Lepidoptera; Lycaenidae. The coding region runs from base 382 to 2955 and encodes 857 amino acids. Gene Ontology annotation, cellular component: cytoplasm. The transcript has 20 exons. The record is from RefSeq and is a predicted model, not a curated record.
AUGGCGCUAAGCGUUUUCUCCUCUCCGUCAUUCUCACCCUAGUUUUUCUUUUUACGUUUAGUGUAGUAUAGUUAGCUGUAAAAUUCAUUCUCGUAAUGGCUGCCACGCUAAAAGUGUAGCUUAUUGGUUAUGUCAUGAUCAAUAUAUCGGUUGAUGAAAGUUAUAAACGAACAACCCUACAAGUGUUUGAACAAUGAUCAUCUAAAAAGUGUCUUGGUAUCAAUCUCCCUGAAACGUUUCUUCUUUCAUGUUUCCUUUUUUGGCAAUUAAGUUAUGGACUCGGCAUUUGUGUACUAUAUAUUAUAAAAACAUAAUCUAUGCAACGUGAAAAGUGUGUUUCGGAACCAUAUUGAGUGUCAAGUGAUUCGAACAUCUUAUAAAAUGACGGACUUGAGAUCGUCGUCAGCUUUAUUCAAGAGAGCCGAACAGCUCAAAAGAUGGGAGGAAUCCGAUACCAACAGACAAUCGCCAACGCCGAGGCGAGCUUCGAGGAUUCAAUUUUCUUCUGGAGUCGUAUUUUUGGCGGCAUCGACGGCUGGAGACAAGGACGAGGUACAGAGGCUCCUGAGGAUGGGGGCCGACAUAAACACAGCAAACGUGGACGGACUAACAGCUCUUCAUCAGGCAUGCAUAGACGACAACCUGGAGAUGGUGGAGUUUCUGGUGGAGAACGGAGCCGACGUGAAUAGGGGUGAUAACGAGGGCUGGACUCCGUUGCACGCCACAGCAUCAUGCGGGUUCCUCAGCAUAGCUAGAUAUCUUCUUGAAAAUGGAGCUGAUGUGGCUGCAGUCAAUUCUGACGGUGAGCUGCCUCUGGACAUCGCUAAGGGGGACAAAAUGGAGGAGUUACUCCAAAAUGCUAUCGAUGAACAAGGUGUGGACUGUGAGAAGUCCCGUAACGCUGAGGUGGACGCGCUCAUGAGUGACGCCAAGAACUGGGCUGCCAACGGCUACGUUGAGGUUCGGGAUCCGAAGACUGGUGGCACGCCACUCCAUGUGGCUGCCGCGAAGGGGUAUAUCGAUGUGGCUACAACUCUACUGGAGGACUGUAAUGUCGAGCCGGACUGUGUUGACUACGAGGGCUGGACGCCGUUACACGCGGCGGCGUUGUGGGGCCAGAAGGAUGCGGCAGCCAUAUUGCUCAAAUAUGGCGCCGAUCCUAACCUUAAAAACUACUCGGGUCAAACCUGCAUGGACCUCGUAGACCCGAGUAUAUCGACGUGGCUGGCUGAGGCGUCUCUGAAGGCGCCUCGGCGGGUCAACAACAAUAACAACAACAACAAACGGAAACACAGCCCACCGAGACACGACGUCAAGAGGGUCGAGUUGCAGAUCACUGGCAAAGAUGAGAACAUUGUUAACGACAAACCGCCUGCGCCCGAAAUCAUACCGAAGAUAGCCGACAAGCCGCCAAAGCCACGGCCGCCAUCACCGGAAGUCAACGAACCGCCGCCGGACAACGACGAGGCGCCGUCGUGGCGGCGGUCCGCCUCCUUCCGGAAUCGCCAGCAGGACAAUAACCGUGAUUCGAAUCCAGCAAACAACAAUUUGGACAAUGACACGAUAUUAAGAAGGACACAUAGUUUUGAAAAUGACAAGAAUUUCUAUCAGCGGUACAAGGAUGUGACGGCGCGUAUAAAGGCGUCAUCAUGCCCUGUCAUACAACCGCUGUCGCAAACCACGCUAGCGGCCAUCGAGCUAAGGAAAAAGAGUCAAGAGACUAACAAUACAUCGACAGAUACUAACGAGGACAUUAAGAGCAGAAUAAACACAUGGAACACUCCUUCAACCAACACACAGACUACCGUAAGGAGCUCCGCGGAGAGCGUAGAGUCGAACAGUAGCAAUUCUACGCCGAGCUCGACUACGCCAACAAAGCUCUCCCCCGGCAACAUAUUCAAGAACUUCUUCAAGUCCUUCGUCCCGCCUGUCCGAGACGAAGAGAGUGAAACGCAGAGGAAGGCGCACGCGAAACGUGUGAGGGAGACAAGAAGAUCGACUCAGGGUGUCACUCUCGACGAGAUUAAAUCAGCGGAACAACUGGUCAAGAAGAAAACUGGAAAUGGCACAGUCGAUGCGCCACCUUCUCCGACGAAGAAAGAUGAACCAGCCACCGGAAAUUCGGAUAACACCGCUCGGGGUAUCCUCGCCGGCGGUGAAAUCGCUGUGACGCUCGCGCUCGCGACCGCGCCCGCCACCGCGACCGCUACCAUCGCCGCUAACACCGAGCGACGACCCUCGUGGCGGUUGAGACUAGACCCCACUAACAAGUUUGAGUUGGAAGAUGCGGGUCGUUCCUCGCCAAAAACCGCAACGGCUGCAGAAACGACCGUCACGUUGCCUCUACGCCGUCCGCCUACAACCAAUAACACGAGUAACACAAAUUCGUCGCCAACGAAGGAGGAGAGUCGCACAGAGGAUGAGAAAGAGCGCGAGAGCAGUUCAGAGAGCAAGUCCAGCGGCACUUCCCCGAGCACGCAGGCGGCGCUCAACGUGAUACAACGCCGGCGGCGGCCGAAACGCCGAUCCACCGGCGUCGGACACGUCGACAUGGACGAUAUCGUCAACGACCGCGGCGGGGGCGGAGAGGGCGACGGCGACGCAGACAAUGUUCAGUCUGGCAGCGAACGCACUGAAGAUGGGGACGAUCGAGAUUACAAGGCUCUAUACGAGCAGUCGCAGAGCGAGGUGCGGCGUCUACGUGCCUUACUACAAACCUCCGAGCAACAGCUGAGGGACUCCCGCGCUACUAUCACGAGGCUCACUCAAGUGAAUCAGAAUUCGUUGUCUGAAAUAGAGAAACGAGAAAAGAGAGCGAUGGAGAGGAAACUGUCAGAAAUGGAAGAGGAAUUGAAGCAAUUGCAAAAGUUAAAAGCCGAGAACGAAAGGCUGAGGGCUGAGAAUCGCGCUCUAACUCGGGUGGUCAGCAAAUUGACCAACUCUGCCGCUAAAUAGUACCAACAAGCCCUUCAAGUUGAGAAUCAACGGUUGAAGGACGAGAACGGAGCCCUCAUAAGAGUCAUCAGCAAACUGUCCAAGUGAAACUCGGCCAACCCACGACAAGUAAGGCCGUAGAAGUUUCCUAAACUAUCAUAGUCUGUACAUAACCUGGGAAUAUACGGAGUGUUAUUUACCGUGAGAGUUCAUACAUUUGUGGCGAUACGAAUUGUUCCCGACUAAAUCCUCUGUGUUGAUUCAUGUAUUCCUAAAGCUAAGCGUAAGAUAGGUUAGUUUAAUUUUUUAUUAGAGAUCACGAUAUACUUCAUAUUUAUAUUAUGUAUCUCGAAUGAUUAUAUAUUAUGUAUAGGUUAAAGCAAUAGUCACGAUUGGAAAUGUGAUAUCGAUUUCUUACUAAAUCUUUGAACAAGUAUGAAUUAAGUUUUUUUUAGCGUAGACUGUUUUGUAUAAUAACUGAUGAAUGACAAUCAUACAAAUGAAUGACAAUUUUCUAUUUUGCCAUUUUUUGGUCGUUUGACGGGGCAUAUAUCGAAGAUUUCGCUUGGCCCAUUUGUGACAGUCUGGGUUAUUGCCAGUUUGUUAAGAUAUCGUGCCUCCUCCGUCGUGAAUACGAGGGAAGAGAGAGAUGGCGUGAUCCAUGAUUCUCCUCCCACACAGACGCAGGUGGCCCGUAGUGGAAUUUAAAUGUUUUUACCGAUACUUAUUAUUAUUAAUAAUUAUUAUAUAUUAAUGUUUUCAAUAUAUUUGAAUUUUUUGUAUUGAAACAAACAAUACAACAGGUGCAUAAUAUUGAAAUAAAUCUCAUCCGACUAUGGAAAUUAUAUUCUCGUCUUAAUAAUUUUUGUUGAAAUCGAUCAAAGAUGUUUACACCAGCCAUGUUAUGUAUAACGGGAAUACUUUUUAAUGUAUUAUAAUAAUUAAAUGUAUAUGAUAUUUCGCUACACACGAAAUAUUAUUAUUUGUUAAAUAAUUUUGUGACAGAGUAUUUAAAGCGAUUUAAAUGUUAUUUUGUGUAUUUGAGAUAGUAUUUUCGAUUUAUAUUAUAAACCCCUUACUAAUAAAAGAAGUUAUACAACGUGUGAGAUAUUCAAUGUUUCUUAUUAGAAUUUUUCGAGCGAUUUUUUGUAUUAGACAGGGCCAAAACAUAAGUUGGCGUAUCCGUUGUAUAAAUUUUUUUAUUAGUAAGGGAGUAAAUAAGUUAAUAUGCGUCGUUUUGUUACAAAAGUAUUACAGAUGCAUUUGAGAUCCGACAGCGGAACUGUCAACUUUUGAAUCUAGUUGCCAUACAGAAUCAAUUGAAAAGUUUAUACGUAAAUCUUGCUAUGAAUUGUGAUGUAUUUUAUUAUUGAAACAAUAUAAACCACCUUAUUAAUACAAAUGCCUAAAUGAUACCUCAUACAUUAUUUUGUUCUUGUCUAGACAAGAAUGGCCGGUUUUUUGACAGCAAUUUAUAUAUUUAUUAGCACUUUUGAUUGGCUAACGCCAAUACAUUGGCCAAUCAUCGAAGCUGUUCAAUAGAUAAUCUACAGUUAAAAAAACUCAAAAACGGUUCAUAGGAGGUUAGAAAAUAAGCUUCAUAGAUAAGUACAAAACAUUGUAUAGCAUAAUAUGCAAUAGGUUUUUUUAUUAUUAAGGUGGUAUGUGUCCAACGUGUUAGGUUCUGUGUUUUUAUCGAUGUCGACCCAACACUAGUUAUCGUACAAAACACAUUUUUUAUAAGCUAUGACUAAAAUUACAUAAAAUACGCACAUUGGACCUAAGUGUUUCGAUUUUAU